Molecule: messenger RNA, 2553 nt
Organism: Diaporthe batatas
Lineage: Eukaryota; Fungi; Ascomycota; Sordariomycetes; Diaporthales; Diaporthaceae
Exons: 1
Coding region: 527-2164 (545 amino acids)
Source: RefSeq, a predicted model, not a curated record
AUUAGCCUGGCGGCGCUUCCAUCCCUGAAAAGACCUUGCAUCCAUCUUGAUCUUGUGCGUCUUGUGCGUCUUGUGUCUCCCCACCGGCGAGAUUGCCGCCAGCCAGGACAGUCAGGCCAGUACAGACGUAUGUAUAUAGCCGCCGCUUCUUCGCUUCUGCAUGCGACGCUGUCCCAACACUUACUGACUGACUGACUGACUGACUGACUGUCCCCGUCCUUGCAAUUGCCUCAUCAGUCCAAUUGCUAUCCCAGUCCCAGUCCCAGUCCCAGUCCCAGUCUCGGGACCCGACCCGGGCACCAAACCGCUGGGCUGUUACAGAGUCAUGUUGAACAUCCUCGGCAGACGGGGCCUCUAAUGUUUCACACGUAAAGUUUCGAAUCGAUCACACCCUGCACUCCAAACAUCCACCGUCACUGCCACUCUCCCAGAGAAAUAAAUACGCCCAAGCCGUCCUUGGCCGCCGCCGCCGCCGCCGCUGCGGUGUUUCGCGUCUGCCUCGUCUUCUCCCCUCCGCCCAUCCAGCAUGUCGGCUCACCAGAACCCUCCAAAGAGACCGAGGCUGUCCCUCCAGAUCAAGACAAUAGCCAAUGGCCCAAAUCUCAGAGGCUCCAGGACCGUCGCUGCUGCAGUCAACCCGACCUCGCCCACUGCCUUCAACACCCUGUCCAAUGUCUACGUCACCGCCAUCGACAGGGCCACGCCCGUCACUGCCAUCAACACCUCGGCCAGCCAGCCCCUGAGGAUACAGACUCAGGACCUCAACAGGGACAACCACCACCAACACCAACAACAACAACAACAACAACAUGGCUCGCAUACGCCAUACGCCUCCACCUACCUGGACACGCCGCUCACGGCCCAGCCGCUGUCGCCAGGGGCAGCAGCACCAGUACCCGUGCAGUUCCCAAGCACCAUGACAGCCACGCCGCCGCUGUCGUCGGGGCCCGUCGACGAUGCAGACCCAAAGCCCUUCUCCUUCUCGGCAGAGGACACGGCCAGCGCUGCAGCAGCCGGGCCAACGUCAGGCCCCUCCUGGGCAAUUGCUGGCUUCCCGCCCUCGUCCGCCUCGACGCCGGCGGGCGGCUUCUCGCGGCGGCGGGCCACCCUGCCCCUGACCGUCUCGAGCUCCUCCUCCGGGAUACCCCUGCCCUACGUGCGCAACCGCUCCCUCCACAGCAUCCUGCGCAACUCGCCUCUGCCCCCGCCCACCGCCAGGACCCCCGUCUCGCCCCGCCGCCAGUCGCUGCGCCUCGCCGAGAAGGCCGCCCGCCGCGUCGGGUACGGCAGUCCCAUCGAGCAGGAGAUUGUCAACAACGAGUAUGUCAAGUCACACAUCGACCUGCUGGCCGACGAGGUCUCGCCGCGCUCCGCGUCCUCGCCGUCGGGCACCACCCCCGGCGGCGUGUCCUCGCCAAACGACCAGAUGGUCCUGGACUCGACCAUGGCCUACACGGGCGACGAGACCCGUGACGGCGGCCAGACCCCCGGGCCCUUUGAGGAGAUGAGGAGGCGCAUGGCGGGGCUGGCCACCAGGACGCCCACCUCCCCCACCGUGCCGGCGUCGUCGUCGUCGUCGUCGUCUUCGCCAUCCGGGAUCCGGAAGAGGCGCAAGACCACCAGCAAGGAGACCAAGAGGCGGUGGGUGUGGACCAUCGGCACGCAGGAGGACGACGCCGACGACAGGGAGGUCGGCGGGGCCAUUGCCGCCAUACGGGCGGCCGCCAGGGCGCAGGCGCAGGCGCAGGCCGAGGCCGAGGCCAAGGGCCAACCGCAGGCCGGCCCCGGCACCACGGACUGCAGUACUGCCGGGGCCGGGGCCGCAUCCACUGCGAUGCCAAAGCUGGUGGUGCAGCCGGUGGCACCGUCGCCGGCUGAGAUCCCCACGCCCAGCAUCGAGACGUUCGACGAGGCGGCGGCCGAGGCCGAGGAUGUGGUCAUGUCUGAGUCAGAAGCAGAGGCUGAGACGGAUCCCGCGGAGGGCACCAGCAGCGCCGGCGGACUGGCCGUCGGCGCUGACAUGGAGGUUGACCUGGUGACCCCGACCGUCGCACGCAGGAACAACGCCCACCUCAGGUCGGCGAGGCAGGACUCGGAGGGCCUCUUCAAUUCUGAGACGGGGAGCCGGCGGGACACACCGAUCCCCGCGGACUUGAUCUCAUAGCCGGACUAGGAGCUGGAUGCUGCCCAGGAGGUAGAUGGGUACCCGCGGGGCAAAGCAUUGGUGACUUGAUGUCGUCACAGGGGAGCCCGACUUUCGAGGGUCGGGCAAGGAAUGAUAUGGAUAUGGAUAUGGAUGGAUAUAUGCAGACGCGAAUUGUACAUGGCAAAAUGCGAUUAUCUGGGUUCCUGGCAUGCUCCGGUAGUUUGGUUCAUCGGCAGCUUCAUUUAGCAUAUAGCAAGCGAGCAUCACUGCGCGGGGCUGAAAUUUUCUGGUAGCGCACGGGGUGUCUGUGUGGGUUUCAAAUGGGAUAUCGGACUGCGGAUGACAGAGGGGAGAACAUGUUUCCAUAUUUGUAACAACAUGUUCCGACGAAUUCACGACCAAACACA